This is a messenger RNA of Pocillopora meandrina, 603 nucleotides long. Lineage: Eukaryota; Metazoa; Cnidaria; Anthozoa; Scleractinia; Pocilloporidae. The record is from the annotation of a GenBank genome assembly.
AUGACUGAGCAAAAGACUAUGGAGGGACGGCUUGCGAUUGGCGAACGGGAAGUUGGCGAGGGACUUGAAUCUUCCGAAAAAAACUUCGAGGAGUUUGAUUUCAAAUGCGGGCACACUCCCGCAGCAGAUACACUUUUACGGGAAACCAUUAGUCAACUAGAAACCGCGUUACGCGAGUCUACAAAGCUGUUAGCCCAACGGGACAACGAAAUUAACAGUUUACGAAACGAUCUUGAUUCGUGCCGUCGAAAUAGCGAUGGAAACGUCAGCGCCGCCCUUGAAGAGGAAGUAAAGAAUUCUCAGAAACGAGUUCUCGAUCUGGAAAAGGUUAUACAACAGCUUCAACAAGACAUCGCCAUUUACAAAGCAGAGCGAGAGAGCAUGCUAACGAAUGCUGAUCAACUUGAAGAUGAAACUGUCUCGGGACAGACUUGUUAUUGCGGGUCGCUGUGUGGUGCCAUGAAAGAAAUGGUUGAAUUGAAAAAGAAACUGCAAGUAACAGAACAAAAGUACAGCAAUCUCAAACGAGCUUUCAAGAGUUUGGAACGAAGUAAGGUGAGGGUUGGCGUCGCACAUCGGGAUAGCCCUUGUAAUAUUAGCUAA